CACUCACCUAGCAGCACAGAUCAGUCAGCCAGACUUACACACACACACAUCACAUUCUAACUCAAUUUAAUGCUAGGAUCAUUCUGACAAUUCACAUGCUAGCUGGUUCAUCUGAGCUCAGGCAUCCAGCAGGACCUCCACUGGUGUCUCUCCUGUGUCCUCUCUGGGGUUCAGUCUGUGCCUCUGCUGGAGCUGAAGCAAACCCUCUCAGACACUCAUCGUAUGGACAAAGAUUUGAGUGAUGAGAUGAGGUGGAGAUAGAAAGGCAGACAGGGAGACAGUGGGUUGGGCGAUUGAAUAGACUGCGCUGGUUGCUGAAGCAAGGCAAGGAACCGUUGUCAACAGCGACGCAGGAGCAGCAUGUCUCAGAUGAAAAGAUACACUUACAGCAGGACCACCAGCAGCGGCAGCAGCAGAAUGAGUUCAGAUGGAGGUGGGCGGCCUGUUAAGGUGGGCUCUUUAGUUGAGGUCAUCGGUAAAGGUCAUCGAGGUACCGUGGCAUAUAUUGGAAACACCCUCUUUGCCUCUGGAAAAUGGGUGGGAGUCAUUCUAGAAGAACCUAAAGGGAAGAAUGAUGGGACUGUGCAGGGCAAACGAUAUUUCACCUGUCAGGAGAACCAUGGUAUAUUUGUACGCCAAUCACAGAUUCAGUUAGUUGAAGAUUUGGCUGACACAUCUCCUGACACGCCAGAAGCUGCCACCUCCAAAAUGCUGAAACGAGAGAUAAUUGAUGGUCCAAGGUCAAACAAAGUGAGAGGAACCAAACCAAAAAAGGCACCUACGACUCGUAAGACCACGGCCAGAAGGCCCAAGCAAACGCGGGCUGGAGUGGGUGUGAAGGUGGGCUCUGGAUCAGCGUCUGCUGGAGAGAUGAGCAGCAGUGAACCCAGCACACCUGCCCAAACACCACUGGCUGCUCCAGUUAUACCUUCACCUGUGGGAAAACUGCCCUCUCCUGGGGCUCUUCCCUUCCCAGGCCCCAGCAAGGAAGAGGAGUCACUGCGUGCCCAGGUGAAGGAUCUGGAGGAGAAGUUGGAGACACUGAAGAUGAAGAGGAUGGAGGACAAGAUUAAGCUGAAGGAGCUCGAGAAGCACAAGAUUCAGCUGGAGCAGCUGCAGGAGUGGAAGAGUAAGAUGCAGGAACAACAAAGCGAAUUGCAGAAACAACUCAAAGAGGCCAAGAAGGAAGCUAAGGAAGCUCUUGAAGCUAAAGAGCACUACAUGGAAGAGAUGGCAGAUACAGCAGAUGCCAUUGAGAUGGCCACCCUGGAUAAGGAAAUGGCUGAAGAACGGGCCGAAUCACUGCAACUGGAGGCUGACGCUCUAAAAGAGAGAGUUGAAGAGCUGACCAUGGACUUGGAGAUACUCAAACAUGAGAUAGAGGAAAAAGGUUCGGAUGGAGCAGCGUCUAGUUACCAUGUGAAGCAGUUAGAGGAGCAGAAUGCUCGACUGAAGGAGGCUUUGGUGAGGAUGCGUGACUUGUCAGCAUCAGAGAAACAAGAGUAUGGAAAGCAACAGAAACAAAUGGAGAAGAAAAAUGUUGAGCUGGAUACACUUAGAUGCCAUAAAGAAAAACAACAGGAGGAAAUGAAGAUGGCUGAGAAAACUAUCGAUGAGCUCAAAGAGCAAGUGGAUGCUGCUCUCGGGGCAGAGGAGAUGGUGGAGAUGUUGACGGAGCGUAAUCUGGACCUGGAGGAGAAAGUACGGGAGCUCAAAGAAACUGUCGCAGAUCUGGAAGCCAUAAAUGAGAUGAAUGACGAGCUGCAGGAGAACGCCAGAGAGACGGAGCUGGAGUUGAGAGAGCAGCUGGAUCUGGGUGCUGCCAGUGUCCGGGAGGCAGAGAAGCGUGUGGAAGCGGCACAAGAAACAGUGGCAGACUACCAGCAGACCAUCCAGAAAUACAGAGAACUCACUGCACACCUACAGGAUGUGAACAGGGAGCUGAUGAGCCAACAGGAAGCCAACGCUGAGCAGCAGCAACAGCCUGCGGAGAUCUUCGAUUUCAAGAUAAAAUUUGCUGAAACCAAAGCCUAUGCCAAGACCAUAGAAAUGGAGCUACGUAAAAUGGAGGUCACCCAGGCUAACAGACAGGUGUCACUGUUGAUUUCCUUCAUGCCUGACUCCUUCCUGAAACACGGAGGAGACCAUGACUGCAUCCUUGCUCUGCUGCUCAUCCCACGACUCAUCUGCAAGGCAGAGCUGAUCAGUAAGCAGGCUCAGGAGAAGUUUGAGUUAACUGAGUCGUGCUCUCAGAGGGCCGGGAUGAGAGGAGCCGUCGGAGAACAGCUGAGCUUUGCUGCUGGACUCGUCUAUUCUCUCACACUGCUACAGGCAGCACUGCACAAAUAUGAACAUGCUCUGAGUCAGUGCAGUGUGGACGUGUACAAGCGUGUGGGUUCACUUUACUCUGAGAUGAGCGUCCAUGAGCGUUCUCUGGAUUUCCUCAUAGACCUCUUGUACAAAGACCUGCUGGAUGAAACUGUCAAUGUGGAACCCCUAACCAAAGCUAUUAAAUACUAUCAGCAACUUUACAGUAUUCAUCUCACUGAACAGCCUGAGGACUGUACCGUGCAGUUAGCGGACCACAUCAAAUUUACCCAGAGUGCCCUGGACUGUAUGGCAGUGGAGGUGGGGCGUCUGAGGGCCUUCAUGCAAACGGGACAGGAUGAGGAAGGGUUUUGUGUGCUGCUGAAGGAUCUGGACACUUCCUGUAGUGACAUACGACAGUUCUGCAAGAAGAUCCGCCGUCGUAUGCCAGGCACAGAUGCACCGGGCAUCCCAGCUGCCCUCAGCUUCGGGCCACAGGUGUGUGAGACGCUGGCAGAGAGCAGAAGGCAGCUGGCCUGGGUGAAUGCUGUGCUCCAGGAAGUGGCAGCAGCAGCCGCUCAGCUCAUCGCCCCUCUCAGCGAACACGAGGGACUUCCAGCCCUCAAACUGGAAGACAUGGCCUUUAAAGCCGCUGAACAGAUCUAUGGGUCACAGGGCAUAAACGCCCAAGAGUGUCUGCGGCAGUCAUGCAGUGUUGUCAUAGCAACCAUGAACAAGAUGGCUACCGCUAUGCAGGAGGGAGAAUAUGACUCUGACAGACCACAGAAUGGAAUAUCUCCUGCUGAAGUCCGAGCAGCGGCUCUAAGGGCAGAAAUCACUGAUGCUGAAGGACUCGGCCUUAAACUUGAGGACAGAGAAACUGUCAUUAAAGAGCUUAAGAAAUCCCUUAAAAUAAAGGGAGAGGAACUGAGUGAGGCCAGUGUGCGUCUCAGUUUGCUGGAGAAAAAGCUGGACAGUUCGUCUAAAGAUGCGGAUGAGCGAGUGGAAAAGAUUCAGACCAUCCUAGACGAGACUCAUUCACUGCUGAAAAAGAAAGAGAAGGAGUUUGAGGAGACCAUGGAUGCUCUCCAGGCUGACAUAGACCAACUAGAGGCAGAGAAAGCAGAGCUUAAGCAGAGAAUCAACAGCCAAUCAAAGAUGACCAUUGAAGGCCUGAGAGGAAGUCAAGCUUCUGGCAUCGCCUCCAUUGUGACUUGUGGCAUCACUGCUGGUGUGUGUGCAGCUGCAGGAGUGCAAGUGAUGGAUUCUCCCCUGCUGACUCAGCAGAUUGAAGCUCAGCGACUCAGCAUAAAGCACUUGAAGAACGAGAACAACAGACUGAAGGCAGAAAAGAUGCGUGCUCAGCUGGCGUCUCUCACUCCUCUGAACGUGCCAAAGCUGGGCUGGAGAGAGGGCUGCAGGCCGGAGGUGUUGUCUAGCGCCCUCUACCGAAAAACAGACCAACUACUGGACACCCUGCUCCAGAUGAGUGCCAAUGUGAAAGUGGUGGACAUCACAGGGAAAUCUCCAGUGAGUCCCAGUGCGCAGCUUCUAGAGCAAACUGCAAGACUGCAGUCACUCAGUGACACCCUCGAUAGGCUUAAGGAUGAGGUUGCUGAACAUGUAGUGACUCAUAGGCCUGGUGCCCAAGCCUCGUCCGAUUUUGCCACUUUUCCCUGCACUUCCUUUGUGAAGGCAAAGGAGGAGAAGAAAGGAGAUGCUGUGUUAGUCGGCCGUGUGAUGAUGCCUUGCGCCCAAGGGCAGGAACAGGUGCAUCGUCUGGUACUUUCACAGACACAGUUACAGAGAGUUCAUCGCCUUCUCCAGACUUAAAAUGAACCGUCGCUUCUUUACAAAAUAUGAAACUUAUUCAGUCAAACUCCCAAACCCCCAAAUUUUAAACAACAGAUAUCCCAGCUAACAUGGAACAUUCUCAGAACUUUGGUUAAUGUUUUUGUCUGAAACGUUUUAGCUGGAUGUUUGUCUAACAUUAUUAAUAGAAUGUUUAUUCAAAGUUAUCUGGUCUUUAAAAAUGAUAGCACAAAAUCGUUAUUCAAACAUUGUUCAUGGAACUUUUUUUUCCUGAAAUGUUUUAUUUGAACAUUUGUAUUAUGUUUGUAAAUGUUAUUCUUGUUUCAGAACAUUCAGAGAAGAUUUAAUAUUUAUUAACUUUCGCAUAAUGUUUGCAAAAUUAUAAAGUGGAAACAUUCCGGACGUUUUGAAUAUUCAGGGAAUGAUCAGAAAUAACGCUUUCACAACUUAAAGGGGACGUUAGCAAAAUGUUCUUAGAAUAUUUUGUUUGUUAGCUGGGAUUAUGGAGAAUGCAUAUAUGGCCACAAACCAGUGCUUCAUUUGGUGAAGCACACACAAGUCAAGCAUCUGCAAAGCUUUGAGUGUGUUUAUAUCUACCGCACCAAAAUUUGUGAAAAUGUUACAAAAAGGUUACAGAUUUUAAACAUGAGACAUGCUGAGGAUGUUUUAUUAACAAGGCAUGAAAUAGAUGAUUCAGCAUGACCCCCCCAGCAUGAAUACCUUUCCUGAUUUGGAUUUCCAAUGACCCAUGUUUACAAGUAUUUAGCUAACAGGAUUUCAAUUUCAACCAUGUAUGUGUUUAAUUAGUGGUGUUUUCCAAGUGAUUAGACUUAUGAUUUUCAAGUGACGGACGAUAAAACGGGAAAACAAUCCAAUAAAAUAGGGGGAGAGACCAGAGCCAUGUGAUUCGACCAGUAAACAACCACCAAAACCCCGGUAACCACCUAGCAAUUGCAUUAAAACCAAUGAAAACCUUAUAGCAACGCUCUAGCAAUUACCUAAAACAAGCACUGCUUACAUUUUCUUCUGAAAAAUUAAAAAUAGGAUAAAAAUCUAUCUGACCAAUUAAUGGUCUGGUCUCAUUAGUUUUGUUUGGUGAAUUUUCAUAGUCGAUUUCAAUUGGGAAAGCCCAUGCAAAUUUGGCGGAUUCUCCACAUUGAUCGAGAGAAAGCUGCUUGAUUGAAAGUGAUUCUGUGUUCACUAAUUAAUUCAAAUUUCACUAAUGAAAAGUAGGGUUGGCAUUUCUUUUUUUCAUAAACAAUUUUUUUUGUUAUUCUGGUCAAAACACUCUUCACAUCGUGAUAGCAAUCAAUAAUAGAAGUGGUCUAAAUAUAAAAAAUGUACAUCUUCCGUGGAAGUCUCAGGACCGAAAAUGUUCAUCCAAUCAUUGCAUUCGGUCAGCGUAUGUGUUUCCAUACCUUCGUACAUUCUGCUCGCGCAGACAUCGCACGUAAUCAGCGUGUUUCGUAAGGAUAAAGACAGUCACAGAGCGCCGCAAACGAACAGCAUCCACCUUUUGCCCUUCCUCCUGACCCAAAACAACAAGCUUAUGCUGCAUUCAUGCCAUGUCGUAACUGUAAUUACAAGAUGGCAACCCAUGAUGACCUGACACUAUCAAUGCCAAAAUUAAUCUGCAGCAGUCAGGUGGUAAAAGUCAGAGCUCCUUCGAUGUUAAUGUUCAUUAUUAUUGUAAUGUUAUGUGCUUUAAGACAUGAGCUAAUUUAAUGCCAUCUAAGGCAUGGCUUUGGAGAUGCUCUGAAGGGAGGGUGGGAUCUAAUGCUUUCAAAGCUAGCUUGCUUUUGUUAGCCGCUCUGAAAUUGCCUACCCUACCUUUAAUAAUUAGGUUUUUCAGAUAUAAAGGUGAGUAUCAAACAUUUCAGAUAUGUAGUGUAUUCAGAACAUUCUGAAUCGGGAGGCCAAAGAUGGACAAAUUCCCAGUUUUAGGGCUCUAUUUAUUCAGCACGUCAAAUAAUGCAACUUAGAACCGGUACGUUAAUCUCUUUAUAACACAUCAGAUGCAGUGAUCGCCUGACACAGCCCUCUUAAUACUCAGUUAUCUAGGUGUCAGAAAGACAGGAAAGAGAGUAUGCUUUUUCAAAUAAAUAUUAAGUCAAAGAUUUAACAGCUCUGUGUGCUCGACUGUGAUGCCUGAAUGUGCCAUGCCAAUGUGCUUCUGUAAAGAAAAUACUAUUGUCCUUUUGAGUGAAUGAUCCGAUUUAGUGCCAAGCAAGGGCGAGAUAAAAACAUCAAGUGAAUGAAGCUGUGGGCUCAAAUAAAAGAGGACAUUAGACAACAAUAUUUAUUAACUGUUGUAUAUUUGCUCCAAGAGCUUGUCAGUAUUCAAGUGGUCUUAAGUUAGCAAUGGUUUGCUUUGUUACUAUUAAUUUAUUAACCUAUUAACUGUAUAAAAUGAAUACUGUUGCUUACAGUAUUGUUGAAUGUGUUUGCAUCUUGUGAAUUAAUUUAAAUAAAUUAUUAUGCCAUUAA
Pimephales promelas (fathead minnow) is the source of this 6606-nucleotide messenger RNA. It is a transcript of the gene dctn1b, whose product is annotated as dynactin subunit 1b. Lineage: Eukaryota; Metazoa; Chordata; Actinopteri; Cypriniformes; Leuciscidae. Gene Ontology annotation, cellular component: axon; kinetochore; microtubule associated complex. Gene Ontology annotation, biological process: nuclear migration; establishment of mitotic spindle orientation. The record is from RefSeq and is a predicted model, not a curated record.